UGGGGAAGGAUUGGUCCUGUACUGUCUUAGCAUGUCCCCUCCACCCAACACACAUACACUAUUUCUCACUCUAUCUCUAAGACUCUAACAGUUUAAUUCCAAAAGUCACAACCACAUUGCCUUUUCUUUCCUUUUGUUUCUGUGCUUCCUAUGCAAUUGUCUCUGUCUUCUGCUCCCUCCUCUGUGUACCUUCAAAUGGAGAUAAUGGAAUCAUACUUUGAAUUUCUUGUUAUCAUUUGAUAAAUAAAUACUCUUUCUCUCUUUCUUUCUUUAACCCUUGUUUGGAACAUGAAUUUCUUUUCAUGAUUAAAAAAUAACCUCAUUUCCAUAACACUGUAGCUUCCACUUUUCUUAAUUUCACUUUUGGUGCCACCCUCUUUACUGUCUUUAAAUAAACUUGUGAUUUUUUCUCUUGGGGUGUUCUUAAUUCCAUUUGACUCUCUUAAGAAACAAACUAAGUGUUCAUGGAAAUUGAUCUGAACCAUGAAGUGACUGAAAUUGAGAAGAAUGAUGCAUUAUGCAUUAAGGAUUGUGAAAAAGGUUGCACUUCAUGUGUUUGUUGUUUGUCCCCUUCCACUUGUUCAUCUUCUAGUUCCACUUCACCACUUGCUUCUUCUUCUUAUCUUGAGCUUUGGCAUGCUUGUGCUGGACCUCUAAUUUCUCUUCCUAAGAAAGGAAAUGUUGUGGUUUAUCUUCCACAAGGUCACUUAGAACAAUUUGCUUCUUUCUCUCCUUUUAAACAAUUGGAGAUACCGACCUAUGAUCUUCAGCCACAGAUCUUUUGCAGGGUUGUCAAUAUACAGCUACUUGCCAACAAGGAGAAUGAUGAGGUUUAUACACAAGUUACUUUGCUUCCUCAGGCUGAGUUGGCAGGUAUGCAUAUGGAGGGAAACGAAGUUGAGGAAUUAGAAGGAGAUGAAGAGGGAGAUGGAGGGUCACCUACAAAAUCUACUCCUCACAUGUUCUGCAAGACACUAACAGUUUCUGAUACCAGCACUCAUGGUGGCUUCUCUGUGCCUCGUAGAGCUGCUGAAGACUGUUUUCCUCCUUUGGAUUAUAAGCUGCAGAGACCCUCUCAAGAGCUUGUUGCUAAAGACUUGCAUGGUGUGGAGUGGAAAUUUCGUCAUAUUUAUAGAGGUCAGCCGAGGCGGCAUCUACUCACUACUGGCUGGAGCAUUUUCGUGAACCAAAAGAAUCUUGUUUCUGGUGAUGCUGUGCUCUUUCUAAGGGGUGAAAAUGGAGAGUUGAGAUUGGGAAUCAGAAGAGCUGUUAGGCCUAGAAAUGGUCUUCCUGAAUCAGUUAUUGGUAACAAGAACUGUUAUCCUAAUUUCCUUUCUUCUGUGGCAAAUGCUAUUUCCACCAAAAGCAUGUUUCAUGUUUUCUAUAGUCCAAGAGCAAGUCAUGCCGAAUUUGUGGUUCCCUUCCAAAAAUAUGUUAAAAGCAUCAAGAAUCCAGUGACCAUAGGGACAAGAUUCAAAAUGAGAUUUGAAAUGGACGAAUCGCCCGAAAGAAGGUGUAGUAGUGGUAUGUUGAUUGGAAUGAAUGAUGUGGAUCCCUAUAGAUGGCCUAAAUCCAAAUGGAGGUGCUUGAUGGUCCGAUGGGAUGAGGAUAUGGAGACUAAUCAUCAAGACCGAAUAUCUCCAUGGGAGAUUGAUCCUUCGACUCCUCUGCCUCCUCUAAGCAUUCAGUCUUCUCCAAGACUGAAGAAACCGCGGACCAGUCUGCAGGUUGCCUCGCCCAGUCACCUUACCACUGAAAGAAGCAGUGGAAUGAUGGGCUUUGAGGAGUCGGUAAGAUCACCAAAGGUCUUGCAAGGUCAAGAAAAUUCAGGUUUUAUGUCGCUAUACUACGGAUGUGACAAAGGAACCAACCAGCCAGGUUUUGAUUUGAGCUCUUCAAGUCAUUAUCAAAAUCUUGCAUCAACUGGAAUAGGAAAAGUAGUUACCUCUUCUGAGCUUAUGAGUGUUCACCCUUUCGGUUACGCAGGCUUUAUGGAAAGUAACAACUUUCCAAGGGUCUUGCAAGGUCAAGAAAUAUGUAAACUGAAAUCCCUAACAGGAAAAGUCGAUUUCAACGUCGGUGCUUGGGGAAAAUCCAUUGCAAGUUGCACAAAUUUCAGCCUUCAUCAAGGAACCAAACACAACUUUCAAUCUGCAUAUUUUCCUUAUGGAGAUAUUCAAAAAGCUGAUCAAGCUAACAUCUUUAGCUCAAAACAUAAUGUGGGGUUUAACGCGCCGUCGACAAUUGCAGGGAACAUUAGAAAUGAUGUCAGAAGAUCUGAAUCUAAUCUCCCAAUUGAGCAUAAGCUGCAGGACAAUAUUUCUGUUUCUGCUUCAUUAGGGACUGCUGAUAUAAAGGUUCCGAAUGAUAACAAUGUCACCGGAAAGGUAAACUCCUGCAAAAUAUUCGGGUUUCCUUUGUCUGCGGAAACUAGUACUCAAAAUUUACAGAACACUGCAAAAAGGAGCUGCACAAAGGUUCACAAGCAAGGAAGUUUAGUUGGAAGAGCCGUUGAUCUCUCGAGGUUGAGCGGCUACAUUGAUCUUCUGAGUGAACUAGAGAAACUAUUUGGAAUGGAUGGCCUUCUUAGAGACUCUGAUAAGGGAUGGAGAAUCCUCUACACUGACAGUGAGAAUGACAUAAUGGUUGUGGGGGAUGAUCCAUGGCAUGAGUUUUGUGAUGUGGUAUCCAAGAUCCAUAUAUAUACCAAAGAAGAAGUGGAGAAGAUGACAUUUGGGAUGAACAAUGAUGAUACUCAUAGCUGUUUGGAACAGGCACCAGUGCUUAUUGAACCUUCUAAGUCUUCCUCAGUUGGUCAGCCAGAUUAUUCUCCAACAGUAGUUAGAGUUUAAAAAUUCAUGGCUCUCUUGACUUUGUGUUGUCCUUGCUUCUGUACAAAUUUCAUUAUCCAUGUAAAAUUUAAUCCUGCAUGUUUGAUUACUACCCUCUUGAGAAUUGUGUACUCUUGAAUAAUGGUGAUGGUUUUCAGAUUUCAUGUCA
Messenger RNA from Lathyrus oleraceus (garden pea), 3000 nucleotides. Its product is annotated as auxin response factor 4. The record is from RefSeq and is a predicted model, not a curated record. Gene Ontology annotation, biological process: regulation of DNA-templated transcription; response to hormone. The transcript has 12 exons. The coding region runs from base 465 to 2852 and encodes 795 amino acids. Gene Ontology annotation, cellular component: nucleus. Lineage: Eukaryota; Viridiplantae; Streptophyta; Magnoliopsida; Fabales; Fabaceae. Gene Ontology annotation, molecular function: DNA binding.